Messenger RNA from Notodromas monacha, 1301 nucleotides. Lineage: Eukaryota; Metazoa; Arthropoda; Ostracoda; Podocopida; Cyprididae. The record is from the annotation of a GenBank genome assembly.
AAUUAGCUGCUCUUCUUCAAUUUCAGUUGACCUUGUUGAAUUUAAUCGAAACUGAUUAUGUAAGAUUAUCAUUCUGUAUCAAGAUGUGGGCGCCGCUGGCCUUCGUGCUGGCCACCGUCAGUGUCGUCCGAGGUUUCGCUCAUGAUCAUCGCAAUUGCGACCACCACCAUCCGAAGGACCAUGAGCUCAUCGUGAAUCCUCAUGUACCGGAAAAGCGAGGUCGGAUUGGGAUGGAAAGUGGCUACCGAGGCGAUGCGGGUAGUUAUGAAAUUAACCCGGUAGCGCAUAUUCUUGUGCAAUACGUGCGGCAAGGCGUUAAAAAAGUGAUUCAUGGAGCUUUCAUCGAACCGGAGCAUGUGAUGAGGAAGCGAUCGAUCGAUCAGAAUCUCAGAGUGAAACUUUUUUACGACCACAGCGUUUUUCGGAUCGUUCUCGAAUUUGCUUUCGUACGAUUUCCCGUGCAGAAGGAAGAGGCGGGCAUUGUCCCGGUACAAAGACUGGUGCUGACGUACCAUGACCAACUGACGCUAGUCUUUUGGGACGGCUCAGGACAAAUAUUCGAUGGCGCACAUCUCCAAGCCGGGAUGCAAUCAAGUGCAGCUCCCAGUGAUUCCCAAACGCGUUUUGCGCCAACAACCAACAUCAUACCUUUCCCUGGGAAUGUGCCAGAAACUCGUUCCAAUGUCAAUUCCUUGUUCAGGAACAGCAUGGCGCUGAUCAGAAUCUCACAGCCAUUCGUCUUAGGAUCAGCUGUGAUGAGCAUAAAGAUUGCGACAGACGUGGGUCCUGACUUGCAGUCCAUUCCGUUGGACGGCGUUUACACACACAUUUCUCAAAAUGGAGGCAAGCGCAGUGGACCCAAGGGCAGAAUAAAUGAUCACCAGAGUGCACUCCACUCUCCCCUACAGCGAACAUUGACAACAAACGAUCAACACGCCGCAUUUCUGACGAUCGUAUCUGCACACUUCUCAAACUCAAGCCCUGAACCUCUUUAUUCUGGUUCCAUCAUAUCACCCAGACUGGUGCUGACUUACCAUGACCAACUGACACAAGUCUUUUGGGAUGGCUCAGGACAAAUAUUCGAUGGCGCACAUCUCCAAGCCGGAAUGCAAUCAAGUGCAGCUCCCAGUGAUUCCCAAACCCGUUUUGCACCAAUAACCAACAUCAUACCUUUCCCUGAAUAUGUGCCAGAAACUCGUUCCAAUGUCAAUUCCUUGUUUAGGAACAGCAUGGCGCUGAUCGAAAUCUCACAGCCAUUCGUCUUAGGAUCAGCUGUGAUGAGCAUAAAAAUUGCAACAGAU